AUAGAAACACCAGAAGAGCCCGAAAUAAGCACUGAAGUAUCAGCGGAAGCAACAGAAGCUUCGGAAGAAUCAACUACUCUGACUGCAGUAGGCACUACUACAGAGGGCACGACUCAGUCUGUAGUAGAAACAACUAAAUCAGAAGGCCAAACUGACAUACCUGAUUCAGAAGAAUUAAAUGCGAGUACUCCUAGUUCCGAAAGUCUAAAAGUAGGCACAACACUUCCUCCACAAAACGAUGAGCCCGAUGUUACUAUUGUAGCAACAGAGCAACCAAGUGAAAGCUCCACUCAGUCGGAACCUGAGCAACCAAGUCAAAGCUCCACUCAGCCUGAACCUGAAGGAACUACUGUAGCAACUGAGCAACCAAGUGAAAGCUCCACUCAGCCUGAACUUGAAGUAAGCACUAAUGUACCAGUGGUAACUACUGAAGAAACUAUUGUUAGCUCUAUACCAACUGAGGAGCCACAGCCAUCAAGCACUCCACAACCUGAAGAACCGGUUAUAAGUACAACGGAACGUGAUUUAAGUACAGAAACUAGUUCCGAAGCAGUACCUACUACAGGUAAUCUUCAACGAGUGAAGACCCUUGCGUUGUUGAUAUAUUCUUCCGCAGAAAGUGGUAACGUUAUUGACAGUAGACAGACCGAUAAAGCGCCUCUUGAUUUGCUCUCUCAACUUAUUGCCAAGCUCAUAUAUAAUCUAAAUUUAUAAUAAUAUGCCACUUUUAUGAAAUUAAGAUAUUAUUUAUAAAUAUUUAGAAUUGUGUAUAUAUAAUAUUAAGAUCAGGUGUUGGAGGCUAAAUAUUUUUUGCAUUUCAUUUAAUCCAUAUAACCAUCGACACAAACGGUUUGUGAUUUAUUCCACUAAAUACGAUAAAAAUGAUUUAAGAAUCAAUAAAUUGAAAUUUCUAUUCCAUGUA
Bactrocera oleae (olive fruit fly) is the source of this 922-nucleotide messenger RNA. The record is from RefSeq and is a predicted model, not a curated record. Lineage: Eukaryota; Metazoa; Arthropoda; Insecta; Diptera; Tephritidae.